Molecule: messenger RNA, 4632 nt
Organism: Anopheles arabiensis
Lineage: Eukaryota; Metazoa; Arthropoda; Insecta; Diptera; Culicidae
Gene: DCTN1-p150
Product: dynactin subunit 1
Exons: 9
Coding region: 215-4027 (1270 amino acids)
Biological process (GO): nuclear migration; establishment of mitotic spindle orientation
Cellular component (GO): axon; spindle pole; kinetochore
Source: RefSeq, a predicted model, not a curated record
CUGCCAAAGUUACAUUUUUGUGAUUGCAUAGGAAGGUGUUCAAAAUGUACACAAUCAUUUCUAGUUUACUGUAAAACGAUAGCAAACCCCAUUUCAACGCACAGCACCUAUAGAAAAGGCUUACAGCGUUACGGCGCACAACGGACAAGUGAAAGCAGCAACAGCAACAACUCUCGCGGAGACACAACGACGGUAACACCCCGAAGCUCCCGAUAUGGCCGAACGGUAUCUGAAAAUUGGCCAGCGCGUCGAGCUGACCGGCAAGGAGGUGCGGGGCACGAUCGCCUACGUCGGUAUGACCUCCUUUGCCGUGGGCAAGUGGGUCGGCGUAAUUCUGGAUGAGGCGAAAGGCAAGAACAACGGAUCGAUAAAAGGACAUCAGUAUUUUUCGUGUGAAGAAAACUAUGGGAUGUUUGUACGCCCAACCCAGUUGGUGUUUAUCGAUGACGCUGGUAACCCCAUCGAAGAUGCACAAACGCCGGACGAAAAGCCACGAUCCCGUCUGAGCAGCGCGGGUUCAGUCCGAUCGCUUGCCUCAAUGCCUGGAUCGACUCAAACGUUCUCGGCCAAGCCAACAGCGGUGCGCCGGAAGUCACCGGUCAAGCAGCCGCAAACGAAGCGCGCCUCCAUGACAAUGACACUGUCAACAUCCAGCUCGCGGAUGUCGCUCAAUCGGAGCACGAGCUCGCUCGGUUCCAAGACGCAGCUUACGUCGCCGGGCAGCGAACGGGCAUCCGGGCAAUCCUCCAUUCCGACGCCCGUGUCCUCGAUCCCGACGAUGGUGAAACCGGACCGCAAUGAGCCGCUGCAGCGAUCGCACAUGAGCCCCCCGGAAUCGCUACAAACGUCCAAACGGGCAUCGUUCGUGGAGACGGGCUUUGUGGAAACGCUGAAACCGCAGUUCACCCCGGGCCAAUCGCUCAUCUCACCAUCGCCGGCACCGACACCGGCACCGGGAGCGUCCUCCACCGAGGAUCGCAUUCACAUCCUGCAGCUGCAGGCAGAGCUGGAAGAGAUGCGCAAGCUAAACGCCGACCUGGGCGAAAAGCUGGAAACGUUGAAGCAGCGCCGCGCGGAAGAUCGCGAACGCUUGCGGGAGUUCGACAAGAUGAAAACGCAGUACGAGCAGCUGGUGGAGUUUAAGAGCAAAAUCAUGGACGCUCAUUCGCAGCUGCAGCGCGAUCUACAGCGCGCCAAGCAGGAAGCGAAGGACGCGAUCGAGGCGCGCGAUCUGCACAGCGAAGAGAUGGCCGAGCUGGCCGAAAACGUGGAACUGAUCACGCUGGAUAAGGAGAUGGCGGAGGAGAAGGCGGACACGUUGGCGCUCGAGCUGGAAACGGCCAAGGAGCGCAUCGAGGAGCUUACGCUUGAUUUGGAAAUUUUAAAAACGGAAAUGCAGGAGAAGGUCGGCUCGAUUGGGGGCGGAGGUGGCGCUGGCGCUGGCGACGGGUCGGCCGUAGCCUCGACGUACGAGUUCAAGCAGCUGGAGCAGCAAAACGCACGGCUGCGGGAAACGCUCGUCCGCCUACGCGAUCUGUCCGCGCACGAAAAGCACGAGAUCCAGAAGCUGGAGAAGGAGCUGGAAUCGAAAAAGUCCGAAGUGACCGAGCUGCAGCGCACGAAGGAAAAGUUUUCCGCCAAAAUCGACGAGCUGGAGGCCCAGCUGGGCGAUCUGCAGGAGCAGGUGGAUGCGGCGCUGGGCGCGGAAGAGAUGGUCGAACAGCUCGCCGAAAAGAAGAUGGAGCUGGAGGAUAAGGUGAAGGCGCUCGAGGAGGAGGUGGCCGAGCUGGAGGCGCUCGAGGAGGUGCACGAGCAGCUGGUCGAAAGCAACCACGAACUGGAGAUGGAUAUGCGCGAAGAGCUGGACAUGGCGCACGCGGCGAAACGGGAGGCGGUGCGCGAAAAGGACGCCGCCCUGGAGACGAUUGUCGACCGCGACCAGACGAUCCUGAAGUUCCGCGAGCUGGUGCAGCGGCUUAACGAGCAGUGCCAGGAGCUGCGCGAGCGGCUGAACCAAGAGUCGAGCAAGCAGCAGCAGCAGCAGCAGGCCAAGGAUACCGCCCUCAUCACCGAGACGAUCGACUUCAAGCAAAUGUUCGCCGAAUCGAAGGCGUUCACGCGCGCGAUCGAUCUGCAGCUGCGCCAGAUCGAGCUGACGCAGGCGAACGAGCACGUCCGCUACCUGACCGCGUUCAUGCCGGACGUGUUCAUGGCACGGGGCGGCGACCACGAUGCCAUCCUGGUGAUACUGCUCGUGUCGCGCAUCGUCUUCAAGUCGGGCAUCAUCGUCAGCCAGGCGCGGGAACGGUUCUCGAGCGUGCCGCAGAUGGACCGGGCCGCGAUCCUGUCCGGCCACGAGGUGGCCCAGUUUGGGUUCCGGUCGCGCCUGCUCCACCACGUGCACAACCUGCAAAGCAUCAUGCACCAGUUUCUGUUCAGCAUGACGGGAUGCAAGGCGGACACGCUGCUCAAGAUCGGCGCCGCCCUGCCAGAGAUGCUUGCGCAGGAAAAGAUGGUGGACGAGAUCGUCGAUCUGCUCAAGGCUAAUCAGCUGGACGAAAACUCUUCCACAGACAAUCUGGAAAAGUGUGUCACAUUCUUCAACGCCAUGUACGUGGUACUGCUAACCGGCGAAGAUUUGGUAAACGAAACGCAAAUCGUGCGCGACUGUACUGCUUCCAUCGGUGCGGCCUGCGACUCGAUCGCAAACGAUUCCAACAUCAUUAAGAUUUUGAUUAAGCCCGGCGACGAAACGAGCGAUUCCGGCUUACUCCUGCAGUACAUUCUGCAAAAUGUGGAAAACAUAAGACAGCAGCUGAAGCUCGUGAAGCGCCGCCUGCCGCAGGACGUAGCGAUAACGAAGUGCAACCUGUCGAUGAACACACUGCGCAACCUGAAACGCACCGCCGAAGCACUGAACAAGGUGAUGAGCGUGCUGUUCUACGCCACCCGCCAAUGUCUGCAGCUGGUGACGCUCGACCCGGAAACGGAGACGUCCGUGCCGCAGGAAAAGCUGUGGGAAAUCCUGUCCAACGGGUGCGAAAAGGUGUACGAGCAGGAUGACCUAGGACCGUCGCAGAACGUGCGCACCGUGCUGAGUGCCGCCAGCACCGACAUGGGCCAGCUCGCCCAGUAUCUGCUCGAUCACGAGUACGAAAUCAUCUCGGCCACGAACGCCGCCAAGCCGGAGGAGAAACCGGUCGCGCCGAUCAUACUGCGGGCGCAGGCCGUUAAGAAGCAGCUGGAGGAAACGAAAACGCUGACGGCAACGCUCGAGAACCGGGAGGCCGAGAUACGGCAGCUGAAGCUGGCCGCGAAGCUCAAGCAGAACGAGCUGUCCGAGAUGCAGAUACGGAAAGAUUUGGCCGAGAAGAAGCUGUCGGUGCUGCAGCAGGACCACGAGACGAACACGACGCGCCUUCAGAAGCAGUACGAUGAAGUGUGCGCCAAGCUGAAACAGAAGGAGAAAGAGUUCGAGGAAACGAUGGACCACCUGCAGAGCGAUAUCGAUUCGCUGGAAAGUGAGAAGAGCAGCUUGCGCGACAAGCUGAAAUCGUUCAGCUCGCGCAAGGUUGAUCUCAAGACCACGACGGCGCUCGACAUCUCGGCCAGCUCGCCCUACAUCGCCCAGGAGCUGUCGCUGCUGAAGCGCGCCUUCAAGGAUGAGCGGGCCGAGCGGCUCAAGGUGCAGGCGAACGAGUACCGCAAGAUCCUGGCCGGGUUGGAGCCGCUGCACGUGCCGCAGCCGAAGGAUGAGCGCAUCCAGGAGCUGGAGCAGAAGAUAACGCGCGUCAAGCACGAUCUAAUCAUGUCGCUGGUGAAGGGUGCCGAGAUACCGGCCACCAACACCGUGCACGGCAGCGUCUCGAAGACGAUCCUGGACCACGAGAACCAGCGCAAGCAGCAGCAAACGCAGAUACGGGCCAAGGCGGAACAGCUGGCGUGCGAUGUGAUGCAGGAAUAUCUCAGCAGGAAACCGCACCGGGCGGCCAAGGGUGAUUUCGCCUCCUUCCCUCAAACGAACUGACCGCCGCGUUUCGCGUGAACGUCAGGGUGUAAAAGGGAGAAGACGCACUGAUUGUUGUAUGAUAAAGUUGGUUAGGUUUAAAGUAGUUUACUCAGGAUUGAGAUUGGCUUGUUUGCGCUUCCCCUGUGGCGUAUGAUCGCGCAACCAGAAAUAACCGGGGUACGAAUAAGGCAGCAUCACUCUAAAAUGGAUUUUCUUAAUUGUUGGCUCUAGUUUUUGCGUUUUUUUUAAUAGUUUUCGUCCCUAUUUAUUAACCCGUCGCUUCCUUGUUUGAACCGGUGCUCGAGAAAAUGAAUGCGAAAAUGGUAGCAUAGCAGGAGGACGCGCAUAGGAAGUUUUCCACACGUGUUAUGGUGAACUCAGCUGUGUUUUUGUUUUGUCUGUGUGUUUAGUUAGGUUGAGUUUUAAAAAAAAAUGAAAAGCUUAUUGUGUACUAUUUAAACAACAAAAAUCAUCGCUACUUAAAUAAGAAUCAAUCAUGAAAAAAGACAAAUGCGAAACAACUUUACUCUAAAUACGGAACCAUAUACCAUUCCUUCCUGCUUCCUUUGGCAGCAACAAAUUAAUAAACCCCCAUCGUGAUAUAUCAAAUACUAACAUGAAAA